Salarias fasciatus (jewelled blenny) is the source of this 1121-nucleotide messenger RNA. RefSeq names its product HscB mitochondrial iron-sulfur cluster cochaperone (gene hscb). NCBI's taxonomy places the organism in Eukaryota, Metazoa, Chordata, Actinopteri, Blenniiformes, Blenniidae. The record is from RefSeq and is a predicted model, not a curated record. The coding region runs from base 129 to 968 and encodes 279 amino acids. Gene Ontology annotation, biological process: [2Fe-2S] cluster assembly; protein complex oligomerization. Gene Ontology annotation, cellular component: mitochondrion. The transcript has 6 exons. Gene Ontology annotation, molecular function: protein-folding chaperone binding; ATPase activator activity.
CACCACCAGGCCGAGCGGUGGCGCUGCAUUCUGACAACACACUCGAAGCAGGAUGACUUCCGUGAGGGUGAUGCUCAUGUUAUAACAGGGUUGUUUAACUGUUUGCAACUGGAUCUAAUUCCUCGGAAAUGUUGUCAGCGACAUGUCUGCGGAGCUUGUAUUCACCUCGGCUCGCCGUGCUUCCUUUGCGGCUGAAGACGAGCCUGCAGUCGGUUUGUGAAGCUGCUCCGUGUCGGGCGCUGUGCAGGACUGUGAGCUCCAAUAUCAACAAGGACACAUGGCACAGCAAGUUCUCAGCUCCGGGUUUUAAACCCCAGCUGUUUGACCACAUAGGAGGACUGUGUCCGAUCAGGAGGUGCUCCACGAGCCACGUGAAACAGAACUGCUGGAACUGUCAGCAGGUUCUGGACAGAACACCCGCUUUCUUCUGCAUGGCAUGCAAAGUGGUGCAACCCCCAGAUGAAGGGACAUCCUAUUUCAAGAUCAUGGACUGCGAUCACACUUUCACACUGGACACACAGAAGCUGCAGAGAAGAUAUCUGCAGCUCCAGAGGUCUCUUCACCCGGACAACUUCAGCCAGAAAUCUGCGAAGGAGCAGGAGUAUUCUGAAAGCCAGUCAGCUCUGGUGAACAAAGCAUACACGACUCUGCUCAAGCCUUUGAGUCGCGGUCUUUAUAUGCUGGAGCUGGCGGGGAUGCACAUAGACGAGGGCACCGACUCCGGAGCCCAGACGGACUUUUUGAUGGAGCUGAUGGAGAUCAAUGAGGCCCUCGAUGAAGCGCGGACUCCAGCGGAGGCCGAGAGGAUCGGCCAGGACAUGAAAGGGAAGCUGGUGGACUUAACAAAGCAGAUAGAUGCAGCCCUCUGUGAAGGGGAGCUUCAGACAGCUAAAGCUCUGCUGGCCCAGAUGAAAUACUAUGCAAACAUCGAAGAGAAAGUCAAAGAAAAACUAACUGAAUUUAUGUAGAUUUUUUUUUUGCCUUUAUUUAAUAUUUUAGCCACGUUACAGUUUUAUACAGAAUUGCACAAGUUUUUGCACAUCUGCCAUGUGAUGAUGCAAUUUUAUUGUUUCAGAUGAAUAAAAAACCGUGACUUGUGUUGCAUUAUACACAACCAAAUC